This is a messenger RNA of Racocetra fulgida, 585 nucleotides long. The record is from the annotation of a GenBank genome assembly. NCBI's taxonomy places the organism in Eukaryota, Fungi, Glomeromycota, Glomeromycetes, Diversisporales, Gigasporaceae.
AUGUUUGGAGUUGAUAUUUUUAAAGCCGAAAACUUUGCAAGGUUAGUCAAUGAAGAAGAUGAAGAAUCUUCUGAUGAUGGAUCAAAGGAUGAAAGCAAAAGGUUCAGAGAUUUAAUUGGUUCAAAAAAGGUUAUAUACAGCUAUGUGAAUCCUGAGAACGACGUAGAUAGUGUGGAUAAUUAUACAAUUGUUACAAAUUCUUUGAUGAGUAAUGAAACAGUAAAAAAAAAAUUGAAAGAAUUAAUGCGAGUAAGAAGAAGAGCUCUAGCGCAUUUUGAAAAAGAGAUAUCCAGGCUUUCUGCGGUAGAUUCUUCCAAACCUCGAAAUGAUGCUAUAUCGAAAAAGAAAGAAUUAAAUAAUGUAAACAUUGUGAAUAAUGAAAUGAUCAAGAAGAAAAACAAGAUUCAAUUGGUUGAUGUCGAUGCUGCAGCUAUAUCUGAAGUUUGGUUCUUAGCCGUUUGUAAUUGUAUUAACAGAAAAUUUCCCAAACUCAAGAUUUUUGUAAUUAGUAUACCUGGAUUACAAUCUUCAGGAAAUUCUACUCUUCUAACUACUUUUUGGAUGCAAAUUUGCUGUUUCAGCUGA